Pieris napi is the source of this 5487-nucleotide messenger RNA. Its product is annotated as transcriptional regulator ATRX homolog. Lineage: Eukaryota; Metazoa; Arthropoda; Insecta; Lepidoptera; Pieridae. Bases 212 to 3808 code for a protein of 1198 amino acids. Gene Ontology annotation, molecular function: ATP binding; ATP-dependent chromatin remodeler activity; ATP hydrolysis activity. The record is from RefSeq and is a predicted model, not a curated record. The transcript is spliced from 30 exons. Gene Ontology annotation, cellular component: nucleus.
CUUGUCUUUGAAACAUUUUCACGACUGUUUUGGAUAGGUAGCUAAGUUGCCUUGCAUAAAAUCGCCGAAUAUUCUAUCAAAUCGAGGGAAAAUGUAUUUACUUUAAUAUUAUUUACUAUUAUUCGUGAAUAAAAAUGGGCUAUGAAUAGAUAUAACGUGUUUCUGUUUGUGUUGCUUCUGAUAAACAGCAGUUCAGCCAUUUACAUGAAAGAUGGAUUCUAAUGGUAAAACGAGCAGCAGCAGUGAUGAUACAAAUAAUGAAGAUAAAGCAAUAAAUGGGUUAACGAACCUCCGUACGUUGAAGAGGUCUCGCCGUCAGCGGACCGAAAAACGCGAGUUCCUGCACGAGUACAGAAUGUCCAAAAUGCCAAAUGUGCCAGUGAUCAGUGAAGAGCAUUUACUGGAACCGGAAUCCAGUUCAGAUGUUCCGUCUCCUGCCGCCAAUGAGGACUGCGAAGAACUGCCAUCAGUCGCUGUGCCUGGGUUGAAUGGAGACAAUGAUUCAUUGGCUAAAGAUGACUUAUUAGGUGAUAGUGAUUCCUCGACAUCGCAAACUGAACUAAAUUCACAGGAGGAUAAAGGAAAUUCAGAAGAGGAAAAUGUUAUAUCAAAACGUCGCAAAGCGAAUGCAAUAUCGUCGGAUUCGGAGGCGGGUUCCUCGCGAAGAAAGGAUCACAGAAUGAGUGAUUUCGAGGAUUCGGAAGAUGAUGGUUCAGAAACGGUUAAGAGGAAACGGAAGAAAAAUAAACGGUUGGACGAAGAUAGUGAGGGUUCUGGCUCUAGUGAUGGCAAAAAGAAGAGACGACGUAUAAAGAAUAUAGAUGACAGUGAUGGAUCAGGUUCGGAAACGGAAAACGAAGGUCGGAAUAAACAUGGAAGAAAGAAUAUUCGUAAGGUUAUGGGUAAAAAUCAACUCGAAGAAGCCACCAAGAAAGCGGCCCGAGAGGAGAAGGAAAGAAUCGCUCGAAUCACAGAAAGGCAAAAAUUGUACAAUAACCUGCAAUUUGAUGAGUCUGGUAAACCUGAUGAAGUGGUAUUGGAUAAAGUCAUACUCGAUUUUGAUCCUGAUACAAAGGAACCAACUAUUGAGGUCGAUAAAGGACUUGUCAGGAAACUUAAGCCGCAUCAGGCAAACGGUAUAAAGUUCAUGUGGGACGCUUGCUUCGAGAGCGUGAAACGAAUCAAGAAGGGAAAAGGAUCUGGUUGUAUCUUAGCGCAUUGUAUGGGACUCGGGAAGACGUUACAGGUUGUCUCUCUCACUCACACGCUGCUAACUCAUAGUGACCUCACAAGCGUGAAUCGUGUACUGGUCGUGUGCCCGCUAUCAACUGUAUUGAAUUGGGUCAAUGAGUUCAAAAUGUGGUUAAAACACUCCGAAGCCGACUAUGAAGUGGAUGUCUAUGAGUUAUCUAGGUUCAAACAAAACUCUGAUCGGGCAUUUCAACUGUCGCAAUGGUACCAACAUGGCGGCGUGUGCGUGCUCGGUUAUGAGAUGUUUCGGAAUCUAUCUUCGGACAGUAAUAAAAAAUUCAAGAAGAAAAUGCUUAAAAACUUCCAAGAGAGUCUUGUUGAUCCAGGACCUGAUCUAGUAGUGUGUGAUGAAGGGCAUUUAUUAAAGAACGAAAAGACAAGUCUAUCUCAAGCCAUGAACAAAGUGAAGACAUUACGGCGUAUUGUACUAACUGGAACGCCAUUGCAGAAUAAUCUUAAAGAAUAUUACUGCAUGGUGCAAUUCGUGAAGCCGAACCUACUUGGUAAAUACAAUGAGUACUUGAAUCGGUUCGUGAAUCCCAUCACCAAUGGACAGUAUACGGAUUCCACUGAACACGAUAUCAAGAUUAUGAAGAGACGAUCUCAUGUCCUCCACAAGAUGCUGGAUGGCGCUGUACAGCGACGAGAUUACGGUGUCCUCGCACCGUUUCUUCCGCCGAAGCACGAGUACGUUCUUUUCAUCACCCUCACGGAAGUACAAAGCAAAUUGUAUACGCACUAUUUGGAUAACUAUUCGCGAAGACCUCUCCCGGGCAAGUCUUCAGGAUUCCUAUUCCCGGAUUUCCAAUCUCUUCAACGAAUAUGGACGCAUCCCUUAGUUCUAAAAUACAAUUCUGAGAGAUAUGAAAUCAUGCAACAGAAAAAGAGAGAAAGAGAAGAAGAGGACUCGGAAGGUUCCCUAGUAGACUUCAUUAAUGAUGACUCUACUCCAGAUGAAACGUCAACCGAAGAAUCGUCAGAUGAUUCUUCGGGUAUGAGUGAUGACAGCCGCAAGAAGAGUAAGAAGAAGAAGUCGCCGAAGAAGAGUAAAGGCCGUUCUACGCGACGUGGUACCCGGGCAAACCCUGUGGAAGCCGAAGACGACGAUGUACAAGAGGUGAUAGAGGUGAAGAAUGAGAACCCAACAGAAUGGUGGAUGUCACUCGUGAACGAAGAAGAGCUGGACGAUGUGCGGAACUCGCACAAACUAGUUUUACUUUUUGAUAUUUUGCGGCAGUGUGAAGCUAUUGGGGAUAAAUUAUUGGUGUUUUCUCAAUCAUUGUACUCAUUAGAUUUGAUUGAGCAUUUCUUGGGAAAAGUAGACGAAGCCACGCAGGAGGGACGAGUGGAUGAAAAAUUGGGGGGACACGUUGGAUCCUGGUCUCCCGGCGUAGACUACUUCAGAUUAGACGGUUCCACGUCGUGCGAGAAUAGAUCAAUUUGGUGCAAAAACUUUAAUAGAGAAGACAAUCCUAGAGCGAGAUUAUUCCUUAUAUCAACCCGAGCUGGUGGUCUCGGUAUAAAUCUGGUAGCUGCAAACCGGGUGGUAAUUUUUGAUGUAUCAUGGAAUCCAUCGCAUGAUGUGCAGAGUAUCUUCAGAGUUUACCGAUUUGGGCAGAAAAAACCUUGUUAUGUUUACCGGUUUCUUGUUAUGGGAACAAUGGAAGAGAAGAUUUACGAGCGGCAAGUGACGAAACAGGCGAUUUCGAAGAGGGUCAUCGAUGAGCAGCAGAUCGACAGACAUUAUGCGGAGAACGAUCUCGCGGAGUUGUACAAGUUCGAGCCGAAACCGCCUCAGCCGAGGCCCAUUCCGCCCUUGCCCAAGGACAGACUGUUCGCCGAAAUGCUUAAGGAACAUGAACAAUUGAUAUACAAAUACCACGAGCACGAUUCCCUCCUUGAAAACAAAGAAGAAGAAACGCUGACGGAAGAAGAGAGGAAAGCGGCAUGGGAGGACUUCGAGAAUGAGAAGACUAGGCCUCCGCCCGCAGUCUUCGCGCAGCCUUACGCUAUGCAUAAUGGCAUGAUGUUGGCACAGCAACAGCAGUUGGCGUACGCGGCUCUGGCAGCCACUCUUCGUAAAGAAGCUCCCACUAUCACCGAGAACCAGAUACGAGAUAUGAUACCACUUAUAUAUGGUGCUAACCCACAGAUGUUCGCAGGAUAUGAUUAUAGUCUCAUGCAAAAGUUGGGUGAAAUGUACAAAUACCCACAAUCAGGCAUGAUGAAUCCGGGGAUGAUGAAUGCUGUCAUGAAUUCUGGUGCUGGUGGUGGCAGUAUGCCGCUAGGUGGCAGCAGCGGGCUACAGUAUGAACCGCCUUGGCAGCGACAGCAGCAGAUGCGAUUGCAGCAACUGAUGCAGCAGCAAAAUCAAAUGGGUGCGAAGUUCUACGCGGGAGGUCUAGGCAGUCGUGACCCCGUGGCGAUGGCCCUGCAGCAUCAGAGGGCGCGGGAGAUGAUGCUGGGAGAGCGGACACGCCCACGCGGACGUCCGCCGCAUCGCGAUACUGCGCCAAGGACCAACUCACACGACGUUGUUAACCUUGACUCGGAUUAGAAGAAUACUACAAAUGAACUCUGUACAGUGAAUGAUAUUAAGGUGCUACGCAGGAAGGAUAGUUGGUACAUGAGCCGGAGUGGGCCAAACUAGGCAUACUGUGUAGUUUUACUAUAGACACACCCUACACUACAUAUCAUGAAUCUCAUUUGACAUCGCACACAAACUCACAACUAGAAAAAUAAAUUACCUAUGCUUGUAGCUACAAAUCCAAGAGAUUAGGAUAUUUUUUUAUCAAGCAAAAGUUUAGUUCAAAGGUUAAGUGAUUUACAUAACAUUGUGUGUGGUUUUAUUUGUCAACUUUAAGAUUCAGUGUCAGGCGACUACUUAUAAGACAAUUUUAGGUAAGAUUUCUCGUGAAGCAUCUUUUAAAUUCAAACUCAAUGAAUAUAGCUUGCCAACUGCAGCACAUAUCAGGCACUUUUGGUACUCGAAGCUACAUGAAAAAAUAUAUACAGUGCCUAAAUGCCUAAAACAGUUUAGAUUCAUCUUAAAAUCGAAUUUCAAAAUGUAGAUGUAAAUAAGAGUAGAAAAUGCAUUUUCAUUGUAAACUUUUUAAUCUUCAUUUUCAAAAUCAUAUUUAAACAAAUCUGUGUUGAAAAGGUUUUAAUCAAAUUUUAAUAUAUUUUAAACAUUUUUUUCUAGUACAAACUGGACUUUUAAGCAUUUUAAUACAGAUUUGAAGUUUUGCAUUCAGUAAAUGUGGCUUGCUAAAUUAUAUUAAUCUCAGUACAGGAAAUUAGUGUUAAGUUAUAAUAAAUGUUGGUAGUUUUAAACGCAAUGUGGAGAUACAUUUUAAUAUGACUGUGCAAUUACAUACAUAAUUUGCUUAAUUUUCUUUAUUAGGAAAUCAAUAUUUAGGUGUAUAAAUUUUAUAACAAAAUGUAGGUUUAUAUUAUAAAUUGGGGAUAGAAUUCAUUGUUUCUCUGCCCUUUUAAAGAUUAUAAGUAAAAUAAUUUUGUCAUCAAUAUUGCAAAAAAAUAAGGCAGAUAGUGGGGGCAGAGCGACUGACCCAUUUGCUACUUCUGUUGUAACUUCACAUAAACUCCAUUCCAUUAAUAUCAAUUGAUUUAAUUGGAUUUCUGUUUGGUGAUGUCAUUAUCUGUUGUGAGUAGAUUAAUUAAUUGUGAUUUAAGACUAGUUUCUAUAAUUAUUUUUCAAAUUACUUGAUAAUCAAACGGUUGAAUCUGAUCAAUGGAAGUUUAUUUAACUCUAAAUGUGAACAUUUUAGUUGUGAUAUUAUCACUAUUACAUUUUUGUAUACGUUUAUUUUAAUAAGUCACUACGGUGACUUUAAUACUUGACAAUUACUAUUAGUUAUAUAUUUAUAAAAUUAUGAAUAGUAUUCUCCCGUGUGAUGAUUUAAUUGGACACUAAUAAAGGCAUUCUGAAUGUUGUUUUUAUUUUUUAAGUUACAAGUAUCUCCUAGAUUUUAUCAUAAUAUUUAUGAGUUAUAUACAUUUUUUAUGAGCAGUAUUUGAAUUAGUUUGUAAGUUAUUUACUCAAUAUUUUGUUAAGAAUAAACUAUAACAGGUUUCUUUAUUUCGCACACAUGUGAAGACAGUUGUAAUUUCACAAUAGUAUAACAAUAUGUACUAUAUUAUAAUAAUGGUAAAUGUAGAAAACUUCCUAUUAUUUUGUAGUAAAAUUGAGGAAUAAUAAAUAACUUAAAAUGUGUA